This is a messenger RNA of Bombus impatiens (common eastern bumble bee), 1302 nucleotides long. Its product is annotated as fatty acyl-CoA reductase 1-like. Gene Ontology annotation, molecular function: alcohol-forming very long-chain fatty acyl-CoA reductase (NADP+) activity. Gene Ontology annotation, biological process: long-chain fatty-acyl-CoA metabolic process. Lineage: Eukaryota; Metazoa; Arthropoda; Insecta; Hymenoptera; Apidae. Gene Ontology annotation, cellular component: peroxisome. The record is from RefSeq and is a predicted model, not a curated record.
AUGGAUACAAUCAAUAAAGAAACAAAUGAAAAUGGAAUCAAUAAAGAACUGAAUAAAACGAGUUCUCUCGGGGAAUUCUACGCCGGUAGUGGGAUUCUUGUGACAGGAGCAACCGGUUUCGUUGGGAAAGGUCUCCUGGAAAAACUGAUCCGCAUGUGUCCACGCAUCGCUGCCAUUUUUAUACUAAUUCGUCCAACAACUAAUCUACAUGAGAUUGGGGAAAAAGUUUAUACUACGAGCUUGAAACCUUCGGAGGUGAUCGAUAUAUGUGACCAAUUCGACAAAUCGUCCAUCAUCGAAAUAGAAAAAAAGAUUUUAAAAACUUAUCCAAACACAUACACAUUCAGUAAGAAUUUAGCAGAGCAGAUUGUAGCAAGCAAGUGCAAAGAUCUGCCAGUUGCGAUAGUACGGCCAAGCAUAGUUGGUGCCUCUUUGCAAGAACCAUGUCCUGGUUGGAUAGAGAAUAUUUCUGCAUUAACAAGUACCAUUAUGCUAAUCGGCAGAGGAUGUGCAACAGCGAUACGAGGUAGGAGAGAUGCAAUAUCGGAUAUAGUGCCUGUGGAUUUCGUAGUCGACAUGAUAAUAUGUACUGCAUGGCAUGUCACGUUACAUAGAGAUCAUGAAGUUAAAGUUUACAACUGCACGAGUAACGCAUGCCCUUUUAAAUGGGGUCAGAUGAGAGAUGCCAUUGUGAAAUGUAGCACAGAAACGCCACUGAACGAUACGCUAUGGUACCCGGGUUGUCCAAUGAUAGCUAAUAGAUAUAUUUACCAGGUUCGGAGUAUAAUUCCGCAUGUUUUGCCUGCGUUCGUCAUAGAUAUAUUUUUAAGACUCCGAGGUAGUAAACCAAUAAUGAUGAAACUUCUCCUAAAUGGCAAUAAGCUGUUUACAAUGAUAGCAUAUUUCAUCAUGCACGAAUGGACUUUCCAAAGGGAUAACUGUUCUGACUUAGUGAGAAUCAUGCACGAAUGGACUUUCCAAAGGGAUAAUUGUUCUGACUUAGUGAGAAAAGUGAAAAUUUUGAACGACGGCGAUAUGGUCAAACUAGAUUUACGGGCUAUGAAUUGGGAGAAGUAUGUUGCAAUUUACCUGAUGGGAAUUAGGAAAUUUAUUCAGAAACAAGAGUUUAAGUCAGCAGCCCGACAAUGGUUAUCAAGGUUGUACUGGAUACACCAGAUCACUAAAAUGUCCGGUAUAAUGAUCUUACUAUGGAUAGUAUACUGUAUCGUGUACUGACUAUUCGAACCUUAUUUUUUCUGUUUAAACCAGAGGAAUACAAAUUCAAUUUUAUGAAAAAGGGAU